AUGACGUCUUGCGAUCGACAGCCGUUGGGGGCGUGGACCGAUUUCUUUUUUGGGCUGCGAUAUCUCUUCAAGGGCGAUGGAGAUGAUUAUGGUCGUUCUGCCGAUAUUCAAGAUCUCGUUGCAUGGGACAAGGUCAAUCGCUACUCUGUGAUGGACAAGGGAAAGUUGAGAGAAGUCGGACUAUUAGAGUUUCAACCGAGUUCACCGAACUCGAGCCAGGCCGAGACUUAUGAAGAAUUAUACCAGACAUUCAGCUUACUGUAUGGAACAAUGCAAGCGAGGUUGGAGGUUUUAACCGCGAUAUCUCGAUCUCAGCAGUGA
Molecule: messenger RNA, 321 nt
Organism: Marasmius oreades (fairy-ring Marasmius)
Lineage: Eukaryota; Fungi; Basidiomycota; Agaricomycetes; Agaricales; Marasmiaceae
Exons: 3
Coding region: 1-321 (106 amino acids)
Source: RefSeq, a predicted model, not a curated record